Messenger RNA from Astrephomene gubernaculifera, 580 nucleotides. The record is from the annotation of a GenBank genome assembly. NCBI's taxonomy places the organism in Eukaryota, Viridiplantae, Chlorophyta, Chlorophyceae, Chlamydomonadales, Astrephomenaceae.
CACACGUAAUAUUACAAUAUAUUUUUUAUCAAUAUGGCCCCUAAGAAGGACGAUAAGACUGUUGUGCCUGCAGCUGAUGCUGCUGAGCCGAAGGCUGAGGCUAAGCCCAAGGCCGAGAAGGCCCCUAAAAAGGAGAAGAAGGCGCCUGCCAAGAAGACAGAGAAGAAGGAUGCCGGUGCUGAUGGCGAGAAGGCCAAGAAGAAGGUGAAGGUCUCGAAGGCCGAGACCUACAAGCUGUACAUCUACAAGGUGCUAAAGCAGGUUCACCCCGAUACCGGAAUCAGCAGCAAGGCCAUGUCUAUCAUGACUUCCCUGGUGAACGACCUGUUCGACCGCAUCGCCACCGAGGCGAGCAAGCUGUCCAAGUACAACAAGAAGCCUACAGUGACUUCCCGCGAGAUCCAGACUGCCGUGCGCCUGGUGCUGCCCGGCGAGCUGGCCAAGCACGCGGUGUCUGAGGGCACCAAGGCCGUUACCAAGUUCACCUCUAGUUAAGCGAGUCGGCGUGCUGCGUCCUUACGCUCAUUACCUUUCAAACGGUGUUUUUUAACACCACCCAUCUUUGGCAAUCUGCAGUCCU